Molecule: messenger RNA, 1557 nt
Organism: Aspergillus piperis CBS 112811
Lineage: Eukaryota; Fungi; Ascomycota; Eurotiomycetes; Eurotiales; Aspergillaceae
Exons: 1
Coding region: 175-1107 (310 amino acids)
Source: RefSeq, a predicted model, not a curated record
AGAGAGAGCGCGUGGGGGGCCAUGGCUUGCUCAGCCUCGUACCCCACCCCAGCCACGUCAACGAACAUCAGCUGUGAAAUUGAUUGAGACUUAACACCUGGAGAUAUUGAUUGUCACUCUGCCAUACGGCAAAGGUCUCAUCUACAAGUAGGGAGCCUCCGGUCAGGGGCCAUAAUGUCAUUGCAAGAAAAUCAUGGACGUCUCCAGCGGGGCUUGAGCUCCAGUGUUACAUCGCGAUUCCGCAUCGUCGAACCGGAGGAAAUACGAUUCCGGCGCCGUCUCCCUGGCGAUUACGACAGCAAUUUCUCCGAUGAAGAGGAACAAAUCAGCGAGAGAGGCAACAUGAGCGAGGGGACCAUUGCUGUUUCCUAUGUCAUCGGCUCUGACGGAACAAAAAGGGUAGAGAUACAUUCCAAGCCCCUCGUCGAGGCGCUCGGUCGAGCAACCAAGGAUUCCACCCGCAGAGGACCCGCAGACUUCUUCACUGAGAGCGAGCCAUUUCCCACUCUCUUCUACCAUAUAGAGGAUAUAAGGGAGGAGAUUGCGAAGUCCGAUGAUGAAGAUGCUUCGCUCGAUCUUAAGGCUUUGGAACGGGUCGCAGCUGAAAUGGCGCCAUUGUGGCACAAGGCACGCGCCGAAACCUUUGAGUCAGGGUUUGUCAGCUACGAUAUGCUGUGGAAACUGUUCCAGACCGAAGAACCGGUUCUUCAUGAGGAUGAAAUUGGCUGUCUAUGGCAGUUCAUCUUCAUUGAUAUAACCUAUCAUAGCGCGCAGCGGCAGCGGCGCCGGCCCCCGAAAGAACAAUGUGCGGCCUUCACUGUGUGGGGCCUGAAGUGGGACAAUGUCGAGCAGCAGUUGAAGAAAUUCUCAUUUACAAGGUUCCAGAAUUUGCCGGUCGCAAAUCGAUUACGUCGCUACCUCUUGUCCCACUCAGAUAUAGAGGCGAGCGCUCCGUUGAUGAGAUUAACAGAUCCCUCGCGGAAAGAGGGCGACGCUGGUGGAAGCUCAUCGAAGCGCGAACAUCUUGCCUCGAUUACAACGGACUUGCAUUCUCGCUUGGUGGUGAGAGGGAUAACGUAUACAACCCCCAAAAGCGGACGAGGGUAGGUUCGCCGCAGUGAACUAUAAUUUAUGUUGGGGUUCAAGGAGCUGAACUGUCGCCAGGUUGAGGGAAGGGUGAUUAUCGACGAAGAUGCGAAGGAAGUGUUGCCCUACAAGUUUAUGAGCCUUUUGCCCAAGAGGGAUAACAAUGAGUAUAUUGUUCCUUCAAUCAAACAAAAGGAAGGAAAUCAGCAGGACAGCUUACAGCCCACGGCUGAGUUGACCGAUGAGCAGGCGAGAUUAUGCCCUGCUAGCAUAGGUUGUCAUAGUCUCUCUGAUAUGCAGCUCUAUGCCGCUAGUGUUGAGCGGUUGACACCAGUAGCAUGGGAUGUGGGCGCUAUGGAUCACCUUGUGUUGGAUGAAAAGAAGAAGGACAUUUUAAAGGGCCUAGUCGGCCAACAUUAUAAUAGCCAGGAUCAUGAUAUGAGAAGUGAUAUUAUCGACGGGAAAGGAAAA